Owenia fusiformis is the source of this 1343-nucleotide messenger RNA. Lineage: Eukaryota; Metazoa; Annelida; Polychaeta; Sabellida; Oweniidae. The record is from the annotation of a GenBank genome assembly.
AUUGGAGUACAGCUAAAUGUACGCGUGCUAUACAUGUAUAUGCUAACUAAUACAUGAGAACACAUCGAGCAGUGAGACGAAUCAAAAUUAUUUUGUUUGUAGCAUGCAUAUGGGAUCAAAAUAAAUAAAUAUUAUAUAUCAGUGAGUAAGUCUGAAACUAUGUGAAACUAAAAUAGACGUCAAAAGAGUUGAUAAAAGGCGCCAAAAUAAUCAAUUUUGAAGUCAAGGUAUAACUGGAUGAGUUUAUAAUAAUGGCCAUGAUGAGGGGUCUAUACCGCAAGGUGCAACCUCUAAGGACAAUCACAGACGAAUAUUGCAGACGUUUGGUACAUACGACGCUGAAAAUAUGUUCAUCAAGCCCAAAUGGCUACAAUUUCCCAACACCAGGAAGCGAUUUACCAUAUCCAGCUGGCAUAGCUUCAAUGAUGAGACUUCCCAUCCAGAAAACAUCUGAAGGUCUAGAUGCAUGCUUUGUUGGUGUAACAUUGGACAGCGGGACAUGCAAUAGAUCGGGAACACGGUUUGGACCAAGACAGAUCAGAUCAGAAUCAAUAUUUGCUGUCAGGCCUUUUAACUUUUCUACAGGGGCAGCUCCAUUUGAGUCGUUGAGGGUGGCAGAUACAGGAGAUGUCAAUCUAAAUAUGUACAACUUACCAGAGGCUUGCAACUCCAUACGUGAUCACUACAGAGCUCUCGUAAAGGAUGGAUGUAUACCUCUAACAAUGGGAGGCGAUCAUACAAUCACAUACCCCAUUUUGCAAGCUAUUAAGGAAAAGCAUGGCCCCGUCGGUUUGGUUCACAUUGAUGCGCAUGAUGACAUUGCCGACGAUAUGUCCGGUGCAAAGAUUUCACAUGGAACUCCAUUCAGACGAGCUGCUGAGGAAGACUGCCUAGUUGGCCCUAAGGUGUUUCAAAUCGGACUAAGGGGGCACGGCUACGCUCCAGAUGAUUACCAAUUUGGUCUCGAUAGGGGAUUCAACAUAAUACGAAUCGAGGAUUGCUGGCAUAGAUCUUUGGUUCCCCUUCUUGCAAAGAUACGAGAGAUAAUGGGAUCACAUCCGGUCUACAUCUCAUUCGAUAUAGAUAGCUUAGACCCUUCCAUCGCCCCUGGGACAGGAACACCUGAGAUUGGCGGUUUAACAACUAUCCAGGCUUUAGAAAUAAUUCGUGGGUGUAGGGGAAUGAAUGUUGUUGGAUGUGACCUUGUAGAGGUGUCGCCACCCUAUGACACUACUGGUAACACCGCACUGACUGCAGCUAAUCUGAUGUUUGAGAUGCUUUGUAUCCUGCCCAAUGUCAAGUACAAGGAAGCAUUUGAAUCAACGUUCAAAUUUUAGAUGUCA